CGAAAUUGAAUAUAUAGUGACCUACAUUCCUGGUGACGCGUAGUUUUUAGAUUACUGACGCGUCAUGUCAUCGUUUUUUGAUGUGAGCUCUAAAAGGAAAGACAAAAGAGAGGAGGAGGAAGGUUCUGGUGCAGUGUACUCCAAAUUGGAUAAGACUGUCGUAUUGCAAGAGGCCCGGUUAUUCAACCAAACGCCGUUAAACCCACGAAAAUGUGUACACAUUCUGACCAAGAUCUUAGUUAUUUUGGGUCAGAGCGAAAAACUAGGUAGAGUUGAGGCAACGGACACUUUCUUUGCAAUGACUAAACUAUUCCAAUCUAAUGAUCCAAAUCUUCGCCGUAUGUUGUACUUGGUAAUCAAAGAAUUGUCAACUGUGGCAGAUGAUGUGAUUAUCGUGACCAGCAGCUUGACGAAGGAUAUGACUGGUCCAGAGGCUGCAUUUCGUGCUCCAGCAAUUCGUGCCUUGUGCACCAUAACAGAUGCAGCAAUGGUUCAGAGUAUCGAGCGAUAUCUUAAACAAGCUGUAGUUGACAAAUCUGCAGCAAUAGCAUCGUCUGUACUGACGUCAGCUUAUAGACUGAUUGAUGUCUGUCCUGAUAUCAUAAAAAGAUGGGCAAAUGAAAUCCAGGAAGCUGCUUCAGGUUCUCGUGUAAUGGUACAGUACCAUGCUCUUGGUUUGUUAUACAUGAUACGUCGUUCCGAUCGUCUUGCUGUCACAAAAAUGAUUCAAAAGUUUACUCGGUCUACCUUACGGUCAGCAUACGCAUACUGUUUAAUGAUAAGAAUAGUAGCUAAACAGUUGGAUGAAGAAGGCUUGUCAAAUAAUCCUCAGUUGUUUGAAUUUUUGGAGUCUUCUCUUCGCCACAAAUCGGAGAUGGUCAUAUAUGAAGCGGCUCGUGCAAUUAUAAGUCUUCGAAAUCUAACAGCUAAAGAAUUAGCUCCUGCUGUGGGUGUUUUGCAACUCCUUUGUACAUCCUCCAAACCAGCGUUACGAUAUGCUGCUGUGCAUACAUUGAACGCCGUUGCCAGUAACCACCCAGCAGCGGUAACUGCUUGCAAUCUCGAUCUGGAACAGCUAAUUGGUGAUCCAAAUCGAAGUAUAGCAACUCUUGCUAUAACCACUUUGCUAAAGACUGGUAAUGAGUCAAAUGUUGAACGUCUUCUCAAACAUGUAUCUCCUUUCAUGAGUGAAAUAAGUGAUGAAUUUAAAAUUGUGGUUUUAGAUUCUAUUCGUUCACUAGCGACAAAGUACCCUAAAAAAUAUACUGUGUUGUUAAAUUUCCUAUCUGGACUCCUCCGUGAUUCAGCCGGUUACACGUUUAAAAAAGCAGUUGUAGUUGCUAUUGAGUCAAUCAUUAAGCAAAUUCCAGAGGCUAAAAGCAUAGGUCUGUUACAGUUGUGUGAAUUCAUUGAAGACUGUGAACAUAUUAAACUAACCCAACGUAUACUUCAUCUUUUGGGACGUGAAGGACCCUUUCUUAAACGACCACGUCAGUUCACUCGUUAUAUUUACAAUAGAGUUAUGCUUGAAUCAGCACCUAUUAAGUGUACAGCUACAACAGCACUUGCGAGGUUCGCUGCACACAAUGAUGAAUUGCUUCCUAGUAUUUUGGUGCUUCUUAAACGAAUUAUGAUUGAUGAAGAUGAUGAAGUUCGUGACCGUGCUGCCUUCUAUCAUUACAUUUUAUCAACUAACCAGUUAGCAUUGAAAUCUGCUUAUCUUUUGAGUGAAGAAAUGCAUUUGAGUCCAUCCGGUUUGGAGCGUGCCCUAUUGGAUUAUAUGCAUGACUCUCAAGCAGUUGCCAAUAGUCGUUUUUCAUUGGCUACAGUUCCGAUUGCUGCUGUCGUUCAGCCUACUGUAGAUUUGCGUAACUCUGGUCUGGAAUCGGAAGGUGCAAAGAUCAAAGCGAAACCUAUCGUGAAAAGUCGUGAUGACCGCAAUGCAUCUAACAUUCCUCAAGUACAGGGAAAGCUUAUUCAAGACUCCUAUGCUGAACAGUUGGCUGCUGUCCCUGAAUUUUCUGGCCUUGGUCCUAUAUUUAAAUCCUCUGCUCCAAUUGAACUAACUGAGUCAGACACCGAAUAUGUAGUGACAUGUAUAAAACAUUUAUUCUCAAAGCAUUUGAUCCUGCAGUUCGAUUGCACUAAUACGAUGACAGAUCAGAUCCUAGAAGAUGUUUACGUGUCUUGUGAACCGGAUGAUUCAACCUUCAAUAUCAUAUGCACAGUACCGUGUAAAACCUUGAAAUAUAAUUCUCCUGGUGUAACUUAUAUCUUGGUUGAACUCCCGGAAAGCCUUGAAUGUCAUUCUGCAACAUUUAUGAACACAUUGAAGUUCAGUAUUAAAGAUGUUGACUCUGAUCCUUCGGAUCCUGGGUUGUCAGAUGAAUAUCAAGUAAGUUGUUCGACCCCUCUUUUUUGUAUUUGGCUUUAAACAGAAACUGAAUUUACUUCCUAGGCUUUAAGGAAAGUUUUAUUUUAUUUACCUGUCUUUUCUUUCUAAGUGACCACUUAUUUAUUAUUGUGUGAAAAUUAUGCGCUUUUCGUUAAUUGGUCAGUGUGUAAACUCUCUAAGAGAUGCAAAGACAGCAUGUGCAAGCAGCUAUAACUAGCCAGCGUUUCGAGAUGAAAUCAUUGAGUACAUCAGCAUUUAAAUACGUGAACUUUUCGAAGUUUUCUAGCAUCUAUGCACCGAAGGGGAGUUGUAGCAUAGACUUUUACCAAUCUUGUAAUAACAUUUUGCACUUUGAAAGUGCAUAGCACACCAUAAUGGUGAAUACUGAUUGCCAUUUAUAUAAUGCGAUUUGAUUAGAGUAUGUGUUACCCUCCAGCGUCGAAAAAUUCUUUUUCCUGGUAGAUCCACACUACCUUCUUCAGAAGCAGUCUGGAGAGUGUUUCGAUAGCAAGGUUAAGAAAGAAUGGCAACAUCAGACGACUCUACUACAACCCACUUCUGGUUCCCACGGGUUGGAAAAGUUGGUUGUGUGUUGUCAUUCAGUUUAGAGUGCUCGUGUAGUAUUCAGUAUAUUGAUAAGCUUCUCAGGGACACUGUUCAAUGACACAAUAGCGAAGCAGAUUUUAGACAUUUUUAAUGUUGAGAAAUACAGCAGUCAUUGACUAGCAAUUGGUGUGAUUAUGUUAAAACAUCUGGUUGGGAUGAACAUGUGAUCAACUCUCCCUAUCGUUUUACGUAGUCAGCGAUGCAUAGUGAAAAUUGAUGUUUCCAACGUGAUAGGGGAUUUUCUAGUUUCUUCGUUUCAUUGAUACUGGGCGAUGAUUGAAGAUGAAAUAAAAAUCUGGGCCACGGCAGGAUUCAAACCUUUGGCUUCCGGUUACUGCCCAAAUAUUCUACCAACUGAGAUACGAGACCCAACUGCUCAGUUGGGACCUGGUUGGUAACCCGGAGAUCGCUGGUUUGAAUACUGCUGCGACCCAGAUUUUCAUUUCACUCUCACCACUCAGUAUUAGCAGUACGAGUCUGCCAAGCCACAGUUAUCUCCGAUAGUCAGACUGGUAAUUUCUUUGUGACCGUAUAGACUUCAUUCUAAGUGAACAAUAGGCUUCUUGCUGACAGUGUUUCAUAUGAGCUGGGACAACUUUUACCUGUGUCGCGAUGCAGUUGACGCUUUUUUCUUAUGUUGUGACCACCGAACCUUUCAUUUACUGCGUAAGCAUAGUAUGAGCUUUCUACUGGCUAGAAUUGGCUGGCAGGUUCAAAGUUUCAGAAAGAGUUCGUGGGAAAACCUAUUUCUAUUCGCGAAAUUUUUUAUGAAACUAGCUAACGGCUCAUAUAUCGCCAUUUUCACGGUGUUUUGUAAUUACAACGAUGCUUGUCUAUACAUUCCAUAGGAUGGGCAGGUGUUCAUAGUUGCAAUAUCAGCUACCUGCCCACUAGAUUAGCCUAAUAAUUUUGUUAAGCAGUGAAACGCUAAUUGAAAAUCUGUAAAAAGCUUCAGAAGAUAAUCCCUAAAGUGAAAUUUAGAAUAAGAAAUAAUUCGAGUGUAAUACAGCCCGCAAACAAAUAAUUACAACAAUAAGUGUGAUUUCAUAUCAAAUAAAUUAAUUUUCUAUGUAGUUAUACUCUAUCGUAGUACCAGAGUUAUAGUCUCUCUCUAAUUUGUAAAAUAUCUGUUGAUGUAAAAUGUUUGAAUUAUUGCAAGUGUGAUUGUUAACCAGCUAGUUUAGAAUGUGCUUUGAAUUCUCCACUGCAAUUUGUUAUAAAUUUUAUAAGUGCUGAUACACUACUUUGUUGUCCAGGCUAUAGCAGGUGCUUGUCUUAAAGAACCACUUCCCAACCCUAAUUCACAAGACAGUGAAGAACUUUUAGGAGCUGAACUCCCAUGGUUACCUUUGACCAAGGUUGGUUCCUACGCCUUUCUUUUCUUACACCUGGAUCCUGUGUACAUCAUUAAUCUAAGACAGGGUUUCCCAACCCUCUUAGUUAAGACUCCCAUAUACGAAAACCUAGUGAUAACUACCGAACAGCAGCUUUCACACUUAUAGAAACAUAACAACCAUAUGAAUUUAAAUAAGUACUUCUUUGGGAGAUGCGAUGAACGUAUAUCUAUGUGACAAUAUUUCAAGAAGACCGGGUUUUGUCCACUCUUAGAAAAAUUAUCUUCACGUGAAAAACAUCCACUAACUUAUUGCUACGGUAGGUUAGUAAGGCGGAAAAAACUGAAUCGGAUUGUGCUGGUAGCACUGAAUAUUGUACAUCAAUUUCACCUUUCUCCUCGUAUUCCGUUCACUACAGUAAUGUACCUUUUGAACAUUUCAUUUGUUUAAAGUUUUGUAAUUCCCAGCUCUAAACACAAUUUACAAAUAAAACUAUUAUUAUAGCUGGAAGACCUAGUCCUUGGAAUUUCAGACCAUGUACAACGUGUCUCCAAGCAGAACUUUACUAUGGCUUGGCAAGAACUCAGUCCCGAGACUGAAGUGGAAGAAACAUAUAUGUUAGUGAAGCAUAAGACCAUUAAAGGUAUGAUUGACAUUUUUGAUUACGUGCUAUUAGUAUGUUAUUUGCCUAAGCAACUAUUGAAUAUCAUUGUUCUAUUGUGUGUGGGUAAGAAAAAUGCGUUACUGAGUAUUUAACCGACACAUGAGGGUAAUAUAGUUCAGCGAUACAGUUUAGUCUACAACAUGUUGCUAUAGUGAAAGUAGUUAUUUUCAAAGAAUCUAAGAUAUCGCUGGUUUAAUGAUGUUAAUUGAAUGUCUUUGCGAUCAUUGGUGAAUUUCUCGGCGAGAGGAGUACAUCCUGUGACAAAAUGGUCCGUGUUUGCCUGCAUGAAACACUUUAAAACUAUAUUUAGCAGACUGUUAAAUAGUGUUUAAGACGAGAUGUUUGUUUUACUCAGUGAACUGACAAAACAUAGGCAGAGAAUUCGCUUUGGGUACCACUACUCUGUAAGCUACAAAAGUUGGUACAGUUAUUAUAUACUUCCCAAUGUAUUAAUUAGUGAACAUAAUUUAAGUUUAUAUUCUUACUUUGGUUUAUAUCAUUAAAUCCCGAAUAUGCUUGUUUCAUAUGUCCAGAAACGAUGAAGCAAAUUAUCGAACACCUUGGACUUCAGCCUUGUGAUCAAACUGACCAUAUGCCUCAAGAAGGAAAGUCAUCACAUCAACUACUUUUAUCUGGUGUAUUUCGUGGUGGAUUUGAAGUUUUGGCACUAUGUAAACUAGCCAAAGUAUUGUCUGACGCAUCUUUGCAUUCAAAUGAACAAGGUAUAACCUUCCAAAUUACUGUACGUUCAUCUGAUCCUACUGUCAGUCGAAUAAUAGCAGAUGCUAUAGGUUGACAAUGGUUUUCUAAAAUACUUGCUCUAUUAUUUACUUGACUUCAAUCCUACUUAUGUAUCGUAUGAAUUUUUGGUUUCUUACAUUGGACUACUGGUAAUCACGUUGUUUACACCACCUUAACUGUGAUCUAAUUCUUGUUAAUAAAUAUGGACAAAGUGUUCUUAUUCUCAAGUCUGUGUACUUUUUCACAACCAAUCAUUGAAACAAUUAGCAAUGUUUAUUUAAAUGAGCUUUUUGAAUAUGCUUUAUACAAAAUGAAAUCGUAUUUAUCUUUUAAGCUCUGAAAUAUGUUCACAUUGUUGUUUCACAUUGUUUACAAGUAAAGCCAAAGUGGUUGGGUUCACACCAUUCUCAAUAAGCUUGAUGCACAUCAAUAAUUCUUCAUUAUCCAAACCUAGAAUGGAGAUUAAAUUUUCUGUAUGGAUUAUAAGCAAAAUCAGUUUAUGUAAAGGUGGUUUUUUACGAAAAAAAAUAUGGUCAAUAAUUAUGGU
Heterobilharzia americana is the source of this 6287-nucleotide messenger RNA. The record is from the annotation of a GenBank genome assembly. Lineage: Eukaryota; Metazoa; Platyhelminthes; Trematoda; Strigeidida; Schistosomatidae.